AUGGUCGCCUCACGGGUGCUCAGCCUGGCGCUGCUCGCGGCGUUGUGCUCGGCACAGAACCUAUGUGCAGACAUCAACACGUCUGACUCUAGCCCAAGUGCCGAUAUCUACCAGAGCUCGGGAAAGUGCACCUCGACGUGCAAGGGCAAGUAUGCCUACGCGGUGAUGCAGUCCAGCAACUGCUGGUGCACAAACUACACGCCCGACAAGGCGUCGCAAAAGGACGGAUGCAGCCUCCCCUGCCCCGGGUACCCGUUCGACAUGUGCGGCGGCAAAAGCAGAUACAGCUACGUGCUGGUGGAUGCGAGUUUGAUAGCGGGCACCAAGGGCAGCAGCAGCAGCAGCAGUAGCAGCAGCAGCGCCUCAUCCACACCCUCAUCGGCGAGCGAUUCCGCCUCGUCAUCGGCUUCAUCUACGCCGGCACCGUCCGCCUCGCCGCAAGUCACGACGGUGGACGGCGUGGCGCGAACCGUCACCGUCAUGCCGACGCAGACGGGCGACACCGACUCCUCGGGCAGCAACAGCAACGACAGCGGAAUCAAGGUGCCGACCCUGCUGGGCAUCGUCUUUGGCUGCAUAGGCGGCGUCGCCAUCAUCGCCAUAGGCAUCAUCUGGUUCUUCUUCCGCCGGAAGCAGGACGACAAGGACAGCGACGCGGCCGCGAGCGUGAGCACGCCAGGCCGGUCGGGCGGCACCUCUAGGAGCUCCUUGGACAACCUGUCCAACCCCUUCUCCGACUCGAGAUCCCACGGCCUGUACUCGUGGAGAAACAGGUCUGGCAGCUUGGAGUUUCUGCCGGAAAAGGACACCACCCCUACGCUACGCGUGGCGAAUCCAGACCGCACGUGA
Metarhizium brunneum ARSEF 3297 is the source of this 849-nucleotide messenger RNA. RefSeq lists its product as uncharacterized. The record is from RefSeq and is a predicted model, not a curated record. NCBI's taxonomy places the organism in Eukaryota, Fungi, Ascomycota, Sordariomycetes, Hypocreales, Clavicipitaceae.